Molecule: messenger RNA, 357 nt
Organism: Effrenium voratum
Lineage: Eukaryota; Dinophyceae; Suessiales; Symbiodiniaceae
Source: the annotation of a GenBank genome assembly
AUGCUUUGCUCAAGCCUCAAGACUCUUCGGGCGAUGGUGAAAGCCCUGAGUUACUCAGCUUGCCCAAACACUGCUUGGGACACUCGAAAGGGCACCGCUUUGUUGGGUGCGGCCGAGAUGGCCAACGUAAGUCACAUGAAGUCUGAGAGAAUCUGGCGUUUGCUCAACAUUUUGCAAGACAUGGCUUGCUACUUUCCAGUUCUUCCCAAUUCUGUGGAUUUGAGCUCGAGCGCAUUCCAUGCAUUUCCACUUGUAGUUACCUUUGGGCAACUCGCUAUGUGCUCCCUGCAAAGCACCGGAGACGAAGCCCGAAGUCUAUUCUCGUCAUGGCUUGCGCUACUUUCUCUUUCUCCUUAA